AUGCCCGGAUUGGUCGGGAUCGACGCUUCCUGGGCGCUGAUGGGGUUGGACUUUGCCCUUCGCCCCGCUCGCCUGCUGGUCACUCGACUCCCGCCUCCCGCCUCCCGCCCUCCCCCUCUUUCGUUCUUCUCUGCGCCGACGCCGACCGCUCUCUCCCGCCCGCCGCCACCGGCGGCGGCUCUGGCCUUCCACGCCGCUGCCAACGCAGGCGAUCGCUGCCCGCAAGACAGGGCUGGCGAAUUCGUUGAUGCAUAUGAGCCGCCGUCCUCGCGACGCGGCCUUUCUCCACCAUCACUCACCCCACCAACGCGCUCCCUCGGCAGUCGACGACCUUUACUCGUCGCCGCAGCCGCGUAA
Molecule: messenger RNA, 357 nt
Organism: Punctularia strigosozonata HHB-11173 SS5
Lineage: Eukaryota; Fungi; Basidiomycota; Agaricomycetes; Corticiales; Punctulariaceae
Exons: 4
Coding region: 1-357 (118 amino acids)
Source: RefSeq, a predicted model, not a curated record